CGCUCUUCUCUGCGUGCAGGCCGAGCUUUGUCAACAGAAACCUCCAAAACCGAAACCAAGAUGACGUGGAACACCAACACACCCAGGGGUCUCGCAGACACGACGGCUCACAUCAAACCACUGAUCCGCUCUGUCAGUUCUCUGGCCUUCAGGUCCAAGAAAGCGGGCGACGUGAUCCAUCCCACGACCGAUGCGGCCGCAGUGAAAGCCUACGGCGCCGUCGAUGCUCUAUUUGACUGCCUGGAUCAGAUCGACAUGAAUCUCGACCUUAGGGACAACACGAACAUCCCUCGAGCACUGGAAGUCCUCUUCGCGUGCGGAGAGUACUACUUUCCAGAUCACUACAAGGCCCGCGCCAAGGCAUUGUUCGACAGAUUCGAGGCUAUGCACUGGGGCGGUGUCGCAGCCAACGAUGCGGAUGCCUCGAAUGCGAGCGCGCCUUCUGAGCCGCAGAUCCUCAUGCCGCCUCGAGAUCAUCAAAUCUGGGGCGACAAAGGCAUCAUGACAGGGCUCGCCUAUCACAAGCUUCCGAGUGGAAAAUUGUCCAUUCUUGCAAUACCUGGUUCAGCUCGCUCCGCCAAGGUGUACGGAGACAACAACCUCACCGUGGGGCAAUGGUUCCCAUCUCUGAUGGCAGCAUUCGUGGCAGGAGCUCAUGGCCACAAUCAGAAAGGCAUACACUAUCCUAGUGCAGAAGAUCCCGCCUACUCAGUGGUCAUUUCUGGCCCCGAGUACCUCGAAGUUAACGACGACAGAUGGGAUGUCGUCUUCUACUGCGGCACUGGCAGCCACGAGAACAAAGAUCCAGAGAAGAUCAUUGAAGCGGACGGCACUCAAGCGCUCGAAGCUUCCAUCGCAUCCGGUCAACCCGUUCGCGUCCUCCGUACAUCUGAAGCCAGAAGCUCCAGGCCGGUAUGUGGCGUUCGCCACGAUGGACUAUACGAUGUCAAGGGCAGUUUCUUUCGAUACAACAAACACGGCGGCCGUUACCUCGCGUUCGAGCUUCGUCGUCGCCCAGGCCAGCGCAGCCGUGACGAGUGUCUGCAUAUACCAAAUGUCCAGCAGCAGACGCAGUUCAAGAAGAUCGAAGAAGGAUAUCAAUACCAAGGGAGAUUGUACGGCAGUACUACAUGGGAGAAGUGAAGCUGAUCGGUACUUGAGUGAGUGCCGGCUGCCUGCAAGGCCUGAUACAUCAUCCUUGCUUACGGAGAUGCCUGUCAGACAAUCAUAACAACGAAACAACAACUACCACAUGCGAAUUUGGGAUAUCAUUGGCAAUGGUAUGGCAGGUGCAGCUUGCGCAAGCUGGAACAGCAGCCAUGACGACGAUGACACAGCAAUGAAAGGCACCAGCGUAAGAAGACUCAGGAAACGGGACGGAAGGGAACAUCGCGCCGCGUGAGGAUAUCGCAUCUGACUUGGCAGCAGCAGACGUUGGACAGGUAUAUCGACACUAGCAUCGGACUACAUUCCACUGGCGUCCGCGUUUGCUGCCUGCAAUAUCCGCGCCCUCCCGGGACUCACUACUGGGGCCUGGGCAUAGAGUAGAAGAAUCGAUUCGAACAGUCCGAUCAAUUAACCAUGUAUCACUCCAUUCACCUUGCGGUUGGCGAGCAGAGAGGCGACAAAUUCUUCUUGCCCAGCCAGCUCAUAGGCAUCAUCUUAGCAUCCUUUUCAUCGCCAC
This is a messenger RNA of Cercospora beticola, 1684 nucleotides long. RefSeq names its product YDG/SRA domain-containing protein. Gene Ontology annotation, molecular function: histone methyltransferase activity; double-stranded DNA binding. NCBI's taxonomy places the organism in Eukaryota, Fungi, Ascomycota, Dothideomycetes, Mycosphaerellales, Mycosphaerellaceae. The record is from RefSeq and is a predicted model, not a curated record.